AUGGAUAUGGUUGAUACUACAGUUGGACCUGUUCUCAGUUUGGAAAUCUACAGGGGAGAAUCACUACACAAAAUUCCUAAGAAAGCUGCAGUUCCAACUCCCUUGGCUGCCGUAUCUCCUGCUUCUCAAACGUCGACUACAUCCUCCGUCCAAAUGUCGGAACAUGCCCAGCAUCAGCAUACAACGGAAGAAAGUAUGUUUCAGAAGAAGAUUUCCAAACAGCAGAUGAGCCAGCAAUCAAAGUCUGUUCUCCAACAGCAGCAGCAACAACAGCAAGUAGCGAAAAGUAACAUAGUGUUGAAAAAUCAAGUCCAACCACAGCAGAAAGUUACUCAAAUUCAGCAAAGUUCACAAUGGCAGGAAACGAGUAGUCAGCAGCAGCAGCAGCAGAUUAUGCAGCAGCAACAAAAGUCUCAGCAGCAUCAACAAUUAAUGGCUGAGCAAAAGGAAUUGGCCCAGCAGCAAUUUGCUGAACAACAGAUGGCACGCAAGCAAUUGGCGCAGCAACGACAAAUGGCGCAAAAGAAAUAUAAUAUAUCUGAUCAACAAAGCAUGCAGAUGAUGCACAAUACAUCAUCUAGUGUUCAGCAAAACGAGUUAGUGCAGGAAGAUCAGACCACUAGUGUGAGCACUGCUCUUUGGACUUCUGGCCAGGCUUCCAGUUUGGAUGAGAAACAGACAGAAUUAGUACAUCACGCUUAUACAAGCGCUCCCAAGCCCUACAAGCCAAAAGUUGCCAGUCAUCUACCUUUACGUGAAUCUCCAUUCACUCCAACUAAACCUUCUCCACCUCCGUCAUCACCGUCCCCUGCAGCACCCAUUCCAGCUCCUGCCGAUGACAAAGAAAAUAUGGCCCCAUCACCAGUUCCGAAGCCUCAAGUUCCAGCCCCAAACGUUCCACAUUUUAACGUUACGAACCUAAAGAAUUUAGCCAAUCAAAGUUGGAAGGAAAUGGAUCGAGAAGAAUUGAAUAUUCCUAUUCCAGAUUAUUCGAAAAAAAUAAUGAUUCCUACUCGUCCAGCGAAGGAAUCGUCUCCACCAGUCGUGAAGAAAACUAUUAAGAUUCCUGACAUGACAAUCAAACCAGGUCCACCUGUUGCGCCAAAGCCGAAAAGGGUUUUGUCUGAAGUUCAACCUGAGCCAGAUAUACCGGAUAAUGUGUUAAUACCCAUUUAUAAUGAAGAUCGUCCUCAUCUGCCUGUAUUUGGACCCCCAGUCGUAUAUGGACUCAAUCCAGCUUUGGUACCCAAAAGGAGUACCAGCGUUGGCGAGGAAGAGAGUGUUGUGUCGGAAACAAGUUCGGGGUCACGAAGAAAUGAUCCAUAUUAUGAAGCCAAGAAACAGAACAUAUACUCGGAUUCCUCGUUCUACUAUGAUCCAAAAGGUGUCUACCCAACCAUAGAGGAACAGAUAAAAUUAUGUAAGAAGAUCUCUCAAUCGCUGACGGCAGCAGCCAAUAGCAAAGCGCGUGGCGCUACAAUGUUUGCUAAACGUCAGAAACGUUCCAUCAAAUGGAUACACGACGGCUAUUCUGACGGUAACGUGGCUGAUUUGGCAGAAUUAUCCAGUGAAUUGGAUCCAAGUGAAGGUGGCACCAAACCUCUUUUUCAAUUCCGCAUACCUAAAGUUGCACAUCAGGUUUCUGUAGAGAGCCCACCAAAAAUGAGUUUGUCACGUGAAGAAUUUGAAACUUUGAGAUUAGCAAAGCCCAAAGUUGAUCAUACCGCAGUCAAUCCAAACACCUGCAUGAAUAUUGUAGCUGAUCUGCAGAACAGUAAAGGUCGCGGUGCCAAGCUGUUCGCCAAACGUCAAGCCAGAUGCGAGAAAUGGGUUAUCGAUGAGAAAAAAGCUGCAUCGGCCCCGACAACUCCGUCCGAACCACCUACAAGUGCAUCUUCUCUGACCAUGAUGAAUUCCCAGAAUAGAUUAGCCAAUAUGAUAACAAAACCAAUGCCCAUUAUCCAGCCGAAGCCUGCCCCGAAACCUUCAGUUCCUGAUCCCCCCGUAAUGAAUAAACAUGUUGGUGUUCCAUUACCGACUGUCAAUGCCGAUCUUCAGGCGGAAUUCAAAAGUAAUUUUGUUGACGGACCGAAUUUCAACAGAAAGGCGAGGGGAUGGAAAGCAGCUCCAACUAUGCCACAGUCACGCCCUCCACGGGCUCAGUCUCUUCAACCAUCAUCAACUAAAGGCCCUCCUCCACCCGUUGCUCCCAAACCUGGCAAAUGCAUGAAAUCUAAUCCCAGACCCAAGUUAUCGAUGGGUGACGAACAGCUUCCUGUCCACUACCGCUCAUCUUCCGACCAGCUGCGACUUGUGUCCCCUGCUUGCCUGGCAGUGAUUUGUGAGAGGCGAAGAGAUAAUCUUGAAAAUUUUAUUACAUUUUUGCAAGCAUUCUCUUUCGCUAAAUGCUGCGUCAAAUUAAUAAAGCAAAGCAACCUUUCCAGAGAGUCUGAUGUGUAG
Acanthosepion pharaonis is the source of this 2460-nucleotide messenger RNA. Lineage: Eukaryota; Metazoa; Mollusca; Cephalopoda; Sepiida; Sepiidae. The record is from the annotation of a GenBank genome assembly.